Messenger RNA from Camellia sinensis, 957 nucleotides. NCBI's taxonomy places the organism in Eukaryota, Viridiplantae, Streptophyta, Magnoliopsida, Ericales, Theaceae. The record is from RefSeq and is a predicted model, not a curated record.
AUGUUAAACUUGCAGAGUAACAAUUUCAGUGGGACCAUCCCUCAAACUUUUGGAUAUGUAAGCUGGUUGCGAGAACUUGACAUUAGCAACAAUGGAUUGCACGGGGUGCUUCCAAGAUCAUUGGCAAAUUGCACGAACCUAGAAAUUUUGAAUCUGGGUCAUAAUUUCAUAGAAGAUGCUUUUCCAUUUUGGCUGGAGAACCUGCCCCAAUUGAAGGUUAUUGUCUUGCGAGACAAUAAAUUCCAUGGUCCCAUAGAGCAACCAAGGAAGAGAUUAGCCUUCACCAAUUUACAUAUCAUUGACAUGUCUCACAAUGAAUUUGCAGGUACUUUGCCAUCAAAAUUAUUUGAGAGCAUACCUUCAAUGAUGAUGGAUGAUGAAGACAAAUCCUCCUUAAAAUAUAUGGGUAAUGGUUAUGGUUAUUAUUCGGUAACCAUAAUGAAUAAAGGACUGGAAAUGGUACUCGUAAGGAUUAUCACCAUCUUGAAAGUUGUUGAUUUCUCGCACAACAAGUUUGAUGGAAAUAUUCCAAUGUCCAUUGGAAGACUUAAAACACCCUAUGUCCUAAAUUUUUCAGGAAAUGGCUUCACAGGUUCGAUUCCAUUGUCUUUAGAGAAUCUAACUGAGCUCGAGUCCUUGGAUCUAUCCCAAAACAAGCUCUCUGGUGAGAUACCUCAACAACUAACAAGCUUGACAUUCCUUGAAGUUUUUGAUGUCUUGCAAAAUAAUCUAACUGGGAUUAUACCACGAGGCCAGCAAUUUGAAACAUUUUCAAACACUUCGUAUGGAGGAAAUGCAGACUUGUGUGGUUUUCCAUUAUCAAAGGAAUGUAAGACUCCCAAGGUAACAGAAUCACCAUCUUUACCAUCCUCUUCAAGCCACAAUUAUAAAUGCAGACUUGAUGGUUUUGGAUGGGAAACAGUGUUGAUGGGAUAUGGAUGUGGAGCAGUAUUCUAA